AUGGGCUCCCAUCCCUUGUACACCGACGUACCCUUGGCUGUGAUACACACACCGCGUUACGAGACAAGCAAGACAGACCCCUUUACCGUUGAAGCGUCUAAAAUGGCUCUUAGCCAUAACGCGUUCAUCCGAGGGUUCAACAGCAUUUACCAGCAAGCCCCGCGCCUACUACCCGGGGACAAGUCUGACUUCGUCGGAUAUUGCAUCGCAUGGCACGACUGCGUUGAAGCGCAUCAUCGCUACGAGGAGGACCAUUUUUUCCCAAACGUCAACAAGGCCGCCGGCUUGACAGGACUCAUGGACAGCGCCGUGCACGAACAUGCCUCGUUUCACGAUGGCAUGGAACGAUUCAAGAGCUAUUUGCGGACAGAGGGUGUUGGCUUCUCGGCCACGGAGCUCCUCGCCAUCAUGGACUCGUUCAAAGAACCCCUUCACUCGCAUCUCAGGGCGGAGCCACCUCUGAUCGCCGCACUUGCCAAAUACAGCACUCAUGAUAAUCCAAUUGACAUUCUCGAAAUCGCCAACGCAGCUGCGAGAAAACAGAUCACCAUGAGCUUGGUCCUCAAUGUUCUUCCUGUAUUUUAUCUUAACAUGAACGAGGCUGAAUUUGAAGGGGGGAUGUGGCAGGGAGUUUUUCCUCAUUUGAAUGGUACAGGGACAUGGAUUGUGACCAAAGCUGUCCCUAUGUGGCACUCGAGGCGGUGGAGGUUUGCUAGCUGCUCGUCAGAGGGCCGUUUGAAACAGCUCGCUGUCUGA
This is a messenger RNA of Anthostomella pinea, 756 nucleotides long. NCBI's taxonomy places the organism in Eukaryota, Fungi, Ascomycota, Sordariomycetes, Xylariales, Xylariaceae. The record is from the annotation of a GenBank genome assembly.